UGACUUUCUGCAUCGACAUUAACAUAACGUGUAUUUUAUAAUCUUUGAAAAUAUUUAUUAUUUUACUAUCAAGUGACUAUAGAAUAAUUCUGAAUUUAAAUAUCUGCAAUUGAAAUUUUACGUUUAGUAACGUGAGCGUCUAGCAACCGCUGUUUUUAACAGUAAAAUACACGAGGCCAACUAAACCAGCAAUUAUGCAACUCAUAAACCAGCAAAGUUAUAAAAUUAUUAUAGCAGAUGAACCGGGAAGUCUAUCACGGGAAUUAGCAGGACUAUACAUUCCUGUAAUACAGAAUAUCGAGGGCGACGAUGGCGAUGAGAUAACAGCCAAGGAACUAGAGGAUGCGACAAACUAUGUCAAAUACUUUUUAGAGAGGGAUUUUUCAGACGAUUCACAAAACUCGGACACAGAAUCGGAAGAUGAUUCGGAUGAGGAAUAUGAUUGGACCCCACCUUCGUCUCCGAUACCAGUGACAAUUGGUGAUUUUGACGAGAAUCCGAUUGAUGACGAGGAGUUACAGGAGUUGAUUGCGGUUUUGGAUAAAAUUGUCCAGAAUAACCCUAAUUUACUCGAUGACCCGAGGCCAGUCAUUGACUUAGAACUAUAUAAGUAUGGAUCGUACUUGACAGGAUCUGACGAGUUCGUAUGGGAGUUUGAGUAUUAUAUUCAUGAAAAUCCAACAGUACGUGCAACGGAUUAAGAGAUUUGCUGCAAAAAACGAAAAAAAAAAAAAAUGUGUCUGCCAAAUAUUUAUGCGUCUACUUUUGAAUGUAACUAAAUGUUAAAUAUAGGUGUUUGCUUAAGCGUUCUGUAAACGAUCCACGUAUUUGAUAUAUAUAAAAAAAUGGAGUUUCGACUAUCAUUGAAGAUUUGAAUUGUGAUAAUAUUAUAGAAUGGUUAAAAAAGGAGUUAAAUAACAAAUAACUAUUACUCAGACUUAUGAUUUGAUAAUUUUGAUGAAAAGUUCUAUCUGGACAACAGUUUGUAACUUAUCGAGAAGGUUGGUCGUUUACAGGGCUCUUACGAUAUUUGAAUUACAUGCUACUCAACAGUAUAUAGUAUCAAUGUUGAUAGAGAGGAAAAUCAAUGUUUAAGGUUAGAAGCUCUUCGUACUUUUGAAGACGAAAUCAAGUUUCCAAGCUCAUUAAAUCAUUAACAUUGUGGAGCUAUCUUUAUAUCUUCUAUAAUCCUGGCUUUUAAAAUUGUAUAAGAUAAUAAUGUGUCUUGCAACGUGUCCCUCCCCAACAGUUUUAAUCUUAUACACUAUUAGUACAUAAGUAACUAAUUAAACUAACUCCUAAUCAAAAAACUUAAGCGAAUUUAUUUACAAUAUCAUUUGUAAGAAAUGUAUGUAAUCGUUAUUAUACUUUUAUGUCCUUAAAUAUUAUGUACUCCUUAUUGUACCGAACGAAAAUAAAUAAUUAAAUAAGAAUACCUAGAUGUAUUAAAAUAUUAAUGAAAAAAAAAGAGAAAAAAAAAAACCUGUCUGUAUAUGUAUCAAAAAUAAACGUAUUCAAAUCAUCAA
Messenger RNA from Melitaea cinxia (Glanville fritillary), 1526 nucleotides. RefSeq lists its product as uncharacterized. The transcript is spliced from 7 exons. The coding region runs from base 195 to 701 and encodes 168 amino acids. NCBI's taxonomy places the organism in Eukaryota, Metazoa, Arthropoda, Insecta, Lepidoptera, Nymphalidae. The record is from RefSeq and is a predicted model, not a curated record.